Loxodonta africana (African savanna elephant) is the source of this 2001-nucleotide messenger RNA. RefSeq names its product serine/threonine-protein phosphatase 2A regulatory subunit B'' subunit beta. The transcript has 13 exons. The record is from RefSeq and is a predicted model, not a curated record. The coding region runs from base 76 to 1812 and encodes 578 amino acids. Gene Ontology annotation, biological process: protein dephosphorylation. Gene Ontology annotation, molecular function: protein phosphatase regulator activity; calcium ion binding. Gene Ontology annotation, cellular component: protein phosphatase type 2A complex. Lineage: Eukaryota; Metazoa; Chordata; Mammalia; Proboscidea; Elephantidae.
GCCGUGCGCCCCGGAGCCGGGGCGGGUGCAGCAGCAGCCGGGGCUCCCGGGAGGGCGGAGCGGCCCGGCGCCGAGAUGCCGCCCGGCAAGGUGCUGCAGCCGGUGCUGAAGAUGAAGGUGGACGAGCUGUUCCUGUGCUGGCUGAGCGAGUGCAGCACCCAGGCCAUGCUGCGGGACUGUCUGCAGCGCAUCCAGGCGCCCGGCUGGGCGGGAAGGGCCGACGGGGACGCGCCCGGGCCGGGGUCGGACCUCCAGACCCGCGUGCCCAGGCCGCCGGCGCCCGCGGGGACCCCCAGCCCGGCGCCCGCGGGGACCCCCAGCCCGGCGCCCGCGCCCCCCGCGCUGCCCCUGGGAGCCGCCUCCAGCUCCAGGAACGGGCCGCCCCUCCGAGGGACGCGUAGGUCCGCAGGGACGAGAGCAGUCCAGACCAAGAAGGAGGAGCCUCUGCCCCCAGCCUCCAGCCGAAGCAUUCCAGCCUUUUACUUCCCGAAAGGACGUCCACAGGGAACCGUCCAUGUUGACGCUGUCAUCGCCCGGAUAGAGACAGCUUUCACCCAGUUUCCACAUGAGCGGGCCACCCUGGAGGACAUGGGCCGGGUGGCUAAGGCCUGUGGCUGCCCGCUGUACUGGAAGGGGCCGCUGUUCUACGGUGCCGGGGGAGAGCGCACAGGCUCCGUGUCCGUUCACAAGUUCAUCGCCAUGUGGAGGAAGGUCCUCCAGAACUGUCACGAUGACGCCGCCAAGUUUGUGCACCUCCUCAUGAGCCCUGGGAGCAACUACCUGGUGCAGGAGGACUUCGUGCCCUUCCUCCAGGACGUUGUGAACACGCACCCCGGCCUGUCCUUUCUGAAGGAGGCGUCCGAGUUCCAUUCCCGCUACAUCACCACCGUUAUCCAGCGGAUAUUCUACACCGUGAACCGGUCCUGGUCGGGACGAAUCACAUGCAUGGAGCUCAGGAAGAGCACCUUCUUGCAGAACGUGGCACUCCUGGAGGAGGAAGCCGACAUCAACCAGCUAACGGAGUUCUUCUCCUACGAGCACUUCUACGUCAUCUAUUGCAAGUUCUGGGAGCUGGACACUGACCACGACCUACUCAUCGACCCCGACGACCUGGCCCGGCACAACGACCACGCCAUAUCCAGGAAGAUGGUGGAGCGGAUCUUCUCAGGUGCAGUGACCAGAGGCAAGAAGGUGCAGAAAGAGGGGAAGAUCAGCUACGCCGACUUCGUCUGGUUCCUCAUCUCAGAGGAAGACAAGAAGACCCCCACCAGCAUCGAGUACUGGUUCCGCUGUAUGGACCUGGACGGGGACGGGGUGCUGUCCAUGUAUGAGCUUGAGUACUUCUACGAGGAGCAGUGCCGCCGCCUGGACAACAUGGCCAUUGAGGCGCUGCCCUUCCAGGACUGUCUCUGCCAGAUGCUCGACCUGGUGCAGCCCGAGCAUGAAGGGAAGAUCACCCUUCACGACCUGAAGAAGUGCAAACUGGCAAACGUGUUCUUCGACACAUUUUUCAACAUCGAGAAGUACCUCGACCAGGAGCAGAGGGAGCAGGUGUCCCUGCUCAGGGAGACUGAGAGCGACGGCCCAGAGCUCUCUGCCUGGGAGAAGUACGCUGCUGAGGAGUACGACAUCCUGGUGGCAGAGGAGGCUGCCGGGGACCCGUGGAACGACGGGUACGAGCCCGAGCUCAGCCCCGUGGACCCCAAGCUGCGCCCACAGCUGGACACGAGGCCUUUCCUGGAGGCGUCAUCCGCAUUGGGCACCGUGGACCUGUACGAGUAUGAGGGCGACGAUGGCCCGCAGCUGCUGUGACCGCAGGGGACGGGGAGGGGACGACAAACAGCCAGUCAGCUCAGCAGUGGUUGGCCACUGCCCCCAGACAUGGCGCAGGCUGGUAUAGGACAGACAGACAGUUAGUUGCUGCAACGUCUUUAUAGAAACAAAGUGCGUUUGUAUGAAUGAUAAAUUUUUAUUUAUUCAGUACUGUGCUGUCAGGGUGGU